AUGGCCAAUCCUGUUUUAGAGGAGUUUAGCUACUUUAAUAAUUGUACAAGUUUGGUGUGCAGUGAUGAACUGGUGUUGGAUUAUCUGGAUAUAGAUCUAGAUAAUAUCAAGUACUGGGCAGAGGGGGUUCUACUUACAAUCAUCUCAGUAUUUGGGAUUACAACUAAUGCUAUUAGAUAUGAUAUCCUGUAUCUAGUAACUUCAAUAUUUCUCUUCGGACUACCAGAGCUCUCUGAAGAAUACAGGAACUCUGUAUACGCCAUAACUUUACCCUACAUCUUUGGACUUGGACACAUUGGAAGAGUUGGAUCAGUUUUUCUAACACUCAGCAUCACUAUUGAAAGAUUUGUUGCCGUGACCCGACCCUUGUAUACUGAAAAAGAGCGGCUAAAGAAUAUCCUGAUGGUUGGAUCUGCUACAUUUUCUAUUCUCUACAAUAUCCCAAGUGUUAGUUUAGGUGAGAUGAAUGACAGCAUGAAGACUAUUUAUAUCCCAGCAGUUUCUUCACUCAGAACGAACACAACCUACCUCACUAUUCAUUUCUGGUCAAAGUUAGUCCUUGUUGAGCUAGGACCGUAUGUUCUUCUCACAACACUCAACAUUAUCAUUAUUAUCAGAGCUAGACAAUCCUCCCAAAUCCAACCCAGGUCUGCGCAAGCAUCCAAAAAGGAACUGCAGAUGGUUCAGAUUCUGCUCCUAAUCGUGAUCAUGUUUGUCAUCUGUCAGAGCUUCAAGAUCAUCCCAGACCUCUAUGAAGUGUUCCAGUGUUCCUUCGGAGAACGAAGAAUCCCUGCUUGUUGGGAGAAUCCGCCUAAGGUUGUGAACACUCUGUCAAUCAUAUCACACUUGGCGCUGUCAAUUAAUUCCUCAGUCAAUUUCUUUGUGUACGUCGCCUGGGGAUCAAAAUUCAGGAAAGCAUUGAUGCGGUUAAUUCAAUCAAAGUUUCGUGGCUCCAGGAACGAAGACAGACAAAAUCUUGAGUUAAGAAUGUUCAACAACACAACACAGGGGAAACCUUCACCAAAAGGUGAUAUCUUCUAUCUAUAAACUAUAAAUAUACUUUGCUUGGGUGUCUGUUUGUUUGUUUGUAACCAAUAAUCGUUAAAACGAAUAAGCCUAAUUUUUUGUGGGACCUCACGCGACCCCAGGUAAGAUUUAUGGAUACUCGUGAUCCCAGGUAAGACUUAUAUACUAAGUAUCAGUUGUGAAAAGUUAAGAAAUGACCAAACAAACACAGUGUAGACUUACACAGUACGAUCAGACACAGUACAAACAUACACAGCACACCCAGGCACAGCACAAACAUACACA
Eurytemora carolleeae is the source of this 1311-nucleotide messenger RNA. Its product is annotated as FMRFamide receptor. Gene Ontology annotation, biological process: G protein-coupled receptor signaling pathway. The transcript has 16 exons. Gene Ontology annotation, cellular component: membrane. The coding region runs from base 1 to 1047 and encodes 348 amino acids. The record is from RefSeq and is a predicted model, not a curated record. Gene Ontology annotation, molecular function: G protein-coupled receptor activity. NCBI's taxonomy places the organism in Eukaryota, Metazoa, Arthropoda, Copepoda, Calanoida, Temoridae.